GGCGUCCCGUCGCCGCCCCAGCCCUGCGGACCCGAUCCCAAGAUGGCGGCGCCCAGCGAAAGGAGGAACGGCGGAGGCGCGAGCUUGUGGGCUGCGUUGCUGCUGGCGGCCGCUGCGUUGAGGCCGGCGGAGGCGGUGUCCGAGCCCACGACGGUAGCGUUUGACGUGCGGCCCGGCGGCGUCGUGCACUCCUUUUCCCAGCACGUCGGCCCGGGGGACAAAUACACUUGUACGUUCACCUACGCUUCUCAAGGAGGGACCAACGAGAAGUGGCAGAUGAGCCUGGGGACCAGCGAGGACCACCAGCACUUCACCUGCACCAUCUGGAGGCCCCAGGGCAAGUCCUACUUAUACUUCACACAGUUCAGGGCGGAGGUGCAGGGCGCCGAGAUCGAGUACGGCAUGGCCUACUCGAAAGCUGCGUUUGAGAGAGAAAGCGACGUCCCCCUGAAAAGCGAGGAAUUUGAAGUGACCAAGACGGCAGUGUCCCACAGGCCCGGGGCGUUCAAGGCCGAGCUGUCCAAGCUGGUGAUUGUGGCCAAGGCUUCACGCAGUGAGCUGUGACCAGGAGCCCCAUCGGGGGGCGGCUUUUCCUCGAUUCUGCUGAAGGAGCUGGGCUCUGGGAGAGCUGGCGCAUUACUGGUUUUCUAGGGGGGCUGUAGGUUGUUGGCCUCUGAACAUGGAGCGGGGGUCUGGGACCCUCUGCCCGUCUUUCUUAUCAAAAAAGGCACUGGGGAACAUGAAGGGGGGUCUCCCCGGGGAAUCGCGGCUUUCCUGAAGCCGGUGCGGGUCUCUCCGUGGGUCAGGCCGGGCUCUGGAUCACUCCCAGGGACAGCGAUCCUGCUGCCCUGAGCCCGAACGAGCUGUUUUCUUACAGUUUUCCCAGGGGACCUUCUUCCAGGCUAACUGGGGAGAAAUGAAAUGUUCUUUCAUAUUUAAAUAAAUCAGAUGGUUGAAAAGCA
Molecule: messenger RNA, 962 nt
Organism: Neogale vison (American mink)
Lineage: Eukaryota; Metazoa; Chordata; Mammalia; Carnivora; Mustelidae
Gene: MYDGF
Product: myeloid derived growth factor
Exons: 6
Coding region: 43-564 (173 amino acids)
Biological process (GO): positive regulation of endothelial cell proliferation; positive regulation of angiogenesis
Source: RefSeq, a predicted model, not a curated record